Messenger RNA from Salvelinus sp. IW2-2015, 3093 nucleotides. The record is from RefSeq and is a predicted model, not a curated record. Lineage: Eukaryota; Metazoa; Chordata; Actinopteri; Salmoniformes; Salmonidae.
AGUCUGUCACUCCUGUGAGUGGAGCAGUAGGGUAGGAAAGGGUUGUCGUUUUCUAAGCAGUGAAGUCAGUGUUUAGCUGCGUCUUGGUCAUGUCUGGAGUGUGGACUGUGCUGCUGCUCUGGGGCGUUGUCUUUGUCCCGGCUCUGUUGCAUGGAGCUCUGGUCAUCUCACGAGAAGACUCCACACCACAGGGCUCUGAUGGUGCUACAAGGAUACUAAAGAAAAGAAGUACAGAUAAUAUGGAGGUGGAGGUGUACAGUGUAAAGGUGGCCUGUAAGGUGGCGUCUCGUUUCGCUCACACGGUCAUAACCUCCAGUGCUCUGAACAAGGUCAACUCCUCUCAGGAAGUGUUCUUUGAGGUGGAUCUGCCCAAGACCGCCUUCAUCACCAACUUCAGCAUGGAGAUAGAGGGUCAGACGUACACGGGUGAGGUGAAGGAGAAGGAGAAAGCCAAGAAGCAGUAUGAGAAAGCUGUUUCCACAGGGCAGACUGCAGGACUGGUCAAGGCAUCAGGGAGGAAGAUGGAGAAGUUUUCAGUGUCUGUGAACAUCGCGGCCAAUAGUAACGUCACCUUCAUUCUGACAUACGAGGAGUUGCUUCAGCGUAAACUGGGCCAGUAUGAGAUCAUGACCCGGGUCAAACCCAAGCAGCUGGUCCAGCACUUUGAGAUUGUGGCAGAUAUCUAUGAACCCCAGGGCAUUGCCUUCCUGGAUGCCUAUGGAACCUUCAUCUCCAACGAGCUUCUACCUCUGGUGGAGAAAACAGUCACUGACAAAAAGGCACACAUCUCAUUCUGCCCAACAAUGGACCAGCAGAGAAAGUGCCCAGGUUGUGACGGCACCCUGAUUGACGGGGAUUUCUUUAUCAAAUAUGACGUGAACCGAGCUGAGACCCUUGGAGACAUCCAGAUAGUGAAUGGGUACUUUGUGCACUUCUUUGCUCCUCCGGACUUACCCAGAGUUCCAAAGAAUGUAGUGUUCGUCAUUGACAGGAGUGGGUCAAUGUCUGGAAACAAAAUGCGUCAGACAAGGGAAGCUAUGCUGACUAUCCUGAAUGACCUGCAUGAGGACGACUACUUUGGAAUUGUCACAUUUGACGACCAAAUCUCAACAUGGAAGGGAUCUUUGACCAAGGCCACCAUGGAAAAUGUGUCUGAAGCCAAAGGAUUUAUCAAAGAAAUACAGCACAGUGGAUACACUGAUAUAAAUGCUGCUCUGAUGAAAGCUGUGGACAUAAUGAUGAAAGACAAACARGCCAAGAAGUUCACAGAGAGGAGUGUGUCAAUGAUUGUCUUACUGACAGAUGGAAUGCCAAAUGCAGGAGUGUCUUCUACACCACAGAUUCAGGAGAAUGUCCGUGAUGCAAUGGGUGGGAACAUGUCUCUGUUCUGUCUGGGCUUUGGGAAUGAUGUGGACUACUCCUUUCUGGAUGUGAUGUCUAGACAGAACCAGGGACUGGCCCGGAGGAUCUACGAGGGCUCUGACGYCACUGUCCAGCUUCAGGGUUUCUAUGAGGAAGUAGCCAGCCCCCUCCUCUCCGAGGUGGACCUGCAUUACCCUGACAACCUGGUGAACUCUCUGACCACCAGCCACUACAAGCAGCUGUUCAACGGCUCAGAGAUCGUGGUAGCUGGCCGGCUCACUGAUAAUAACUUGGAUAACUUCCUGGUGGAGGUGUUUGCAAAGGGGUUUGAGGAGGACUUUAUUGUCAAAGGCCAGGCUAGUGCCCAGGAGUGGGACAUACUGUACCCUGAGCAGGAGUACAUCUUUGGGGACUUCACUGAGCGUCUUUGGGCCUACCUCACCAUCCAACAACUGUUGAGCAAGAAAGAGACUGGAACUGCGGAGGAGAAGGGGAAUGCCACUGCCCAGGCUCUGGAGAUGUCCCUGCAGUACAGCUUCGUCACCCCUCUUACCUCCAUGGUGGUCACCAAGCCUGAGACUGAAGAGGAGCAAGAGGAACCCCUCAUCGCCGACAAGUUGACCGAGGAUGAAAGGCAGAAAGCCCAGAGAUUGGGUCAUUUUGUACCCCAGGUGGUGAGCAACACCUACAGGGUGCAGAACAUGCCCACAUACUUUGUGGAUGGGGACCCUCAUUUCAUGAUUGAGUUGCCAGAGCAGAAGGAUGCACUGUGCUUCAACAUAGACGAUAGGCCUGGUACCAUCUUCAACCUAGUGAGAGACCAGCUGGCAGGUAUUUUGGUCAAUGGCCAGACCAUUGGGGAUAAGAAGGUGGCCCCUGAUGGCAAAGUGAACACCUACUUUGGUCGCUUUGGCAUUGUUCACCAGGGGCUGGGGGUGAGACUGGAGGUGACCACUCAUGACAUCACUGUGUCCCAGGAUGGCAAGCAGGCCAAACUCCUCUGGUCUGACACCGCCUCUCUCAAGGGAGCCAAUUUAGACCUGCAGGUGACCAAAGACCGCAGCUUGACUGUCACCCUCAGGGACUCGGUCCGGUUUGUGGUCAUCCUACACAAGGUGUGGAAACAGCACCCCUACCACCAGGACUAUCUGGGCUUCUAUACCCUGGACAGCCACCUCCUCUCCCCCAGCGUCCACGGCCUGCUAGGUCAGUUUUACCAUGGGGUGCAGUUUGAGGUGAGAAACAUGCGCCCAGGGGAGGAGCCAGAGAAACCAGAUGCCACCUGUAGUGAAGGGCAGGAGCUUACAGUGACACGAGGCUGGCAAAGGGACUUCCGCUGGGAUGUGAAGAAUGGAGAGAACGUCCCCUGCUGGUUCAUCCAUAGCAACGGCAACGGCCUCAUCGAUGGAAACCACACAGAUUACAUCAUGUCUGGACUCUUCAAGACCGUCUGAGCCUGUUACACUAGCAGUCAACCUCCUCAAACAGUACAUACAAUACAUCAGUCACACGUUUCACAUGGAUUCAACACACUGUAUGUGCUAUAGACAUACCAUCAUGACAUGAGAAUAAUUCAUAGAUAAUGUAAGAUAAAAUCAGACCGAAGUACAUUUGAUUAAAAGAUAAGUGGCAGGAUAGAGAACUGCUGUCGAAUACAUUCAAUGUUUUCAUAUUGAUAUGGGAUAGUGAUGACAAAAACCUGUUGAAAUAAAUGGGCCCACUUCCACCUAA